Molecule: messenger RNA, 1703 nt
Organism: Manis pentadactyla (Chinese pangolin)
Lineage: Eukaryota; Metazoa; Chordata; Mammalia; Pholidota; Manidae
Gene: HHEX
Product: hematopoietically expressed homeobox
Exons: 4
Coding region: 42-857 (271 amino acids)
Biological process (GO): cell differentiation; regulation of transcription by RNA polymerase II
Molecular function (GO): DNA-binding transcription factor activity, RNA polymerase II-specific; RNA polymerase II cis-regulatory region sequence-specific DNA binding
Source: RefSeq, a predicted model, not a curated record
CGGGCCGGCAGCUCUCCGAGGGGCCGGAGCGCAGCGGAGCCAUGCAAUACCCGCACCCUGGGCCGGCGGCGGCGGGGGGCGCCGUGGGAGUGCCGCUGUACGCGCCCACGCCGCUGCUGCAGCCCGCGCACCCGACGCCGUUCUACAUCGAGGACAUCCUGGGCCGCGGGCCCGCCGCGCCCACCCCCACCCCUACGCUGCCGUCCCCCAACUCCUCCUUCACCAGCCUCGUGUCCUCCUACCGGACCCCGGUGUACGAACCCACGCCGAUCCAUCCCGCCUUCUCGCACCACUCCACUGCCGCGCUGGCCGCCGCCUAUGGACCCGGCGGCUUUGGGGGUCCUCUGUACCCCUUUCCGAGGACGGUGAACGACUACACGCAUGCCCUACUCCGCCACGACCCCCUGGGUAAACCCCUGCUCUGGAGCCCUUUCUUGCAAAGGCCUCUGCAUAAAAGGAAGGGCGGCCAGGUUAGGUUUUCCAACGACCAGACCAUCGAGUUGGAGAAGAAGUUUGAGACCCAGAAAUACCUCUCCCCGCCUGAGAGGAAGCGUCUGGCCAAGAUGCUGCAGCUCAGCGAGAGACAGGUCAAAACCUGGUUUCAGAAUCGACGUGCUAAAUGGAGAAGACUAAAGCAGGAGAACCCUCAAAGCAAUAAAAAAGAAGAACUAGAAAGUCUGGACAAUCCUUGUGACCAGAGGCAAGACUUGCCCAGUGAACAGAAUAAAGGUGCUUUGGAUAGCUCUCAAUGUUCACCCUCUCCUGCCUCCCAGGAAGAUCUUGAAUCAGAGAUUUCAGAGGAUUCUGACCAGGAAGUGGACAUUGAGGGUGAUAAAGGCUAUUUUAAUGCUGGAUGAUGACCACUGACAUUGGCAUGUUUAGAAAACUGAAUUUGGGAAUAACAUUUGCCACAGAAAAUCUCCAUAGAUAGACUGGAAAAUUAUAUGAGAAAGGGAAUCAAUUUUUUGGUGUUCUGGAAACCUAAAAUACAUGGUGCACUGGCUAAAUAACAAACUCACCACUGAAACCUUAAUUUUGACUUAAAUGGUUUGUGUACUGGUUUUAGGUUGUAUGGUAAAGGGAUUCUUCACUGAUUAAAUUUACCUGCUUUUAAAAAAAGUAAAUUGUUUUUCCUAUUUAUAAAAAGUAAUUGUGAACUUUUCUGUUAAAAUUUUAAAUUAUAAUUUUAAAUAUUUUAAUAAGAACAUCUUGAAUGCUUUUUCUAUAAUCUGUAUCCUACAUCCCAGUUAAUGCAAGAGCAAAGGUGCAACCCAAAUCCAGAGGUAUGCCUUGGAAAGGGGGUCCACAUUUCAGGCAGUGCUGGAAUAUUUUUAGAAAGGAAGAUUCCUUAAUUUUAUAUUACAUUCUUAUACUGCUGCCUUAAAUCCAAAAUGAUCUCAGAACUUCUGUCUCGGGGAUAUGUGUUCCUUUUGUCAGAGAGAUAUAGUUGUUAAGAAUCUCAAAUGCUUGUUUUGCACUCUCAACUUAGUACCUGUUUGACCAAGGUGUUAAGGGAAGAAUACAGUCCAAUUCAAGCAGAGAAACUGACUCGUCCGUGACUAAAAUUAAUCACAGAUGAACUAGAAGUAGCAGGUUAAUUAAAUGUAAGUAGACUGUAGAUAUUGUUUUAUAUCAAACGGUGUUUAUAAUGUGUAUAUAUGAUUGUUCGUUGUAAAGAAAAAAAAACCUCAGCCAAAAUGGUG